AUGCAAUUCUCCCAAUCUCUUGUUUUAUCCAUCGCUACUUUAUUAGCUUCUGUUCACGCUGAAGACCUUUUGGUUGUCUUGAGAAGCGAUAUUCCAAACCAUCUUAACGAAUAUCUCUCUUAUAUUCAAGCAAACACCCAAGAAAAUGUCUCUCCAUUGUUGACCCUUUUCCAACAAGCUCAAACUUACACUGACGACUCUUACACUACCUUGGUUGAUGCUUCUCAAGCUGCUGCUAUCACCUCCUUUGCUGAGGGCUUGCCUUGGUACUCCUCCAGAAUCGAACCAUCGUUGAACUCUACUCCAGCGCCUUCUGCAACCUCUUCUGCUCCAGAAUCAACUGCUUCCUCAUCAGAUGCUACCUCCACUAAGGAAUCAUCCUCUGCUGCCCCAACUACCUCUAGAGAAUCCUCCUCUGAAUCCACUUCCUCCGAAGCUACCUCUACUAAGGAAUCCUCAAAGGAAUCUUCAAAGGAAUCCUCAAAGGACACAACUUCAAAGGACACAACCUUAUCCUCUUCCACUCCAGCUCCUUCUCACUCCAAGACUGCAGAACCUUCCUCCUCUGUCUCCACUGCUGGCGCAUCUUACCUUGCUCCAGGUGCUGGCUUGUUAGCUUUAGGUGCUAUUGCUUUAUUAUAA
This is a messenger RNA of Pichia kudriavzevii, 642 nucleotides long. RefSeq lists its product as uncharacterized. The record is from RefSeq and is a predicted model, not a curated record. NCBI's taxonomy places the organism in Eukaryota, Fungi, Ascomycota, Pichiomycetes, Pichiales, Pichiaceae. Bases 1 to 642 code for a protein of 213 amino acids. The transcript has a single exon.